This is a messenger RNA of Peromyscus californicus insignis, 6610 nucleotides long. RefSeq names its product lysine demethylase 4D (gene Kdm4d). The record is from RefSeq and is a predicted model, not a curated record. Gene Ontology annotation, molecular function: histone H3K9 demethylase activity. Gene Ontology annotation, biological process: chromatin remodeling. Gene Ontology annotation, cellular component: nucleus. NCBI's taxonomy places the organism in Eukaryota, Metazoa, Chordata, Mammalia, Rodentia, Cricetidae. The transcript has 2 exons. The coding region runs from base 4606 to 6120 and encodes 504 amino acids.
UCCUGCGAAACCACCAGCCUUGGAGGCAGCGGUUACAGUCGCUUUGCUUGUUAAGAUAUAGAGAGAGAUAUAUAGCUGAAUGCAUUAAGCGGUGUAGUGUGAGGGGAGAUGCCAGGAGUGUUGAUGACAGUGAGCAUUUAGAGAACAGUGGGCCUGACUGCCAGGAGGAGCAUGAGAUGGAAUUAAGAUGGCUUCCCCAACGUUGUCUUGGUGUCCCAUCAUUGAGAGCUUGAAGGACGGUAGAUUAGGUUCUCCAGUUUGUCCCAAGUGGAAGGGUCUCCUAAAACAUUUGAACAUUUAUUUCAGUGCCCUUCAAUCCUUCCUUUGGAACUUUUAAAUGAAGAAAGAGAAUUAGAGAAGAAACCCCCUCCCUGUGAAGUAGAAGGUGCAAUGCUUCUUUUUUCUUAGGGAAGGUAUAUACCUCCCUCAGCCUCACACAACCUAAGAACACUGCCAUCAUAUUAGUGGCUCAAACCCAAAGACCAAGAUCCACUUCCUUCACUCUUGACAUCCCGUCCACUUGCCAUUCUUGUCCAGUAUUGUAAAAAUUAUCCUGAGUUCAUUUCCUGACCACAACCCUCACUCAGGCCACUGUGGUUUUCCUCUUGGAUUUGUAAUUACCUCCAAAUGGUCUUUCCUAUGGUUUUGCACAGAACGAUCGUGUUUUGGGCACUUAGGAUAAAAUAGCCACGUGUCUUAACUUGAUUCUGAGGCUUCUUUACAGUCUGUCUUCCUAGCUUCAGUCAGUCAUGGGUACACCACACUCCAGAUACACUCAACUGAACAUUUCUGUUUCUCAGAGCAAGGCAGGGUUCCAUUGUUUCUUUUGAGUUUUGAGACAAGGUCUUGCUGUGUAGCCCAGGCUGACUUUGAACUUAAGCUUUAUGUAUCCUGACUGACAGUUCUCCUGCCUCAGCCUUCCGAGUGCAGGCAUGCAUUCUUUUGUUUUUUACAGUCUUGUACUGUGUCCUUUGCCUCUGCCCAAAGACAGCUGUAAUGCCAUUUUUCAGGUCUUAGCUCACUGCUUUUUCCUCAGUGGGGUUUCCCCUGGCAUGCAUACUGUGCCCCCAUUCCUCCCAUGCAUAAAUUUACAGCACCCAGUUCUAUACGUUCAUAAUAGUGAAUAUCAGCUGUGUUUACUGUUUGUUUUCAUUAUGCUAUGCACCCUUUUCUUUUUGAUCUGAGCCAAAGUAUUGAGAUUAAGCAUCUGUGUGACUCUUAGCUUUGACUCCAGUUCUGUCCUCCCCAGCUAUGUACAGUUGGGCAAAUUAUUUUCCCUUUCAUGCUCUCCAUCCCUUGUGCAAAGGUAGGGGUAAUUCCUUCUGUUACUGUAGUAAUUGCAUAACUAUUUGUAAAGUGCUUAUAACUAUUUCAGCAAGCAGACUCACUAAACCAAUAUUGGCUGUUACUAAUAUUAUUGUCUGUCUAAUGGUAUUAGAACCUAAAAUUCCAGAAAAGCAGGGACCCUCUUUAUUUACUGGUGUCCUCUGCAUAUAGAACAGUACAUGGUACAUAAUAGGUGCUGAGUAAGUACUGGUUGAAUGAAUGAAUGACAUGUUAUAAAAUAGAGGAAUGAAAUUUCAGUGGCAAGAUGGUGACAAGAACAUGCCUAGUUUUUAAUAUCCCAGCUGCCUUUAUCAACCCCUCAAAAAGUCCAUUGAAAUGUUGACUUAUUAACUAAACACAAGAAAAAUUAGUUCACAAAAUUAAAAGCAUUUGAUUAAAAUAGUCUGGAAGUAUUAGUAAGAUAGGUAAAAACAAAAAAAGUUUUUAACUUACUGGACCUAAUUCUAAGAAAAUGAUACCAUAAAGCUUUUGACUUUAACAGUGGAAACACUUAGGAAAAAGAAAGGAAGUUGAAAAGAUGUCUGUAUUAACUAGGGUUCUCCAGAGGGACAGAGCUGAUAGAGUGGAUAUAUAUUAAAGGAGAGUUUGCUAGAUUGGCUUACAUGAUGCAGUAUGAGUGUCCAUACUGAGUAGAAACCCAGUCCACAAGGCUACAUGUCUCAGCAGUCCCAAACAGUCCCAUUGUGAUUCUGAAUGCCUGAAGGAUUCCUUGAGAGCCACUGGUCUUCAGUCCACAUUGGAAGACUAAAGAAGAUGGAUUCUGAUGUCAACUAACAAUGGUAGCAGCCGGGGAGAUGAACUGGACAGGCUGAGGACGGGGAGAGGAACUGGACAGCAAGCUGAGGAUGAGGAGAUGAACUGGACAAGCUGAGAACGGGGAGAGGAACUGGACAGAAAGAUGGAAGGCAAGCAGGCCAAACCCAAGACUUUACCCUAAUGCCUUCUUUUGUCUUCUCUAUCACUAGAAGGUGCUACUCUUAUUUAGGAUGGGCCAUCCUACUUAAAAUAAUCUGAUCAAGAAAAUCCCUUACAGGUGGCCCUGUCAGCUUAUCUCUUAUUGGAUUCCAGGUCCAGUCAAGUUGACAGAAUUAGCCAUCUUCUUUCCUAAAACCUUUUUUGUUUGUUUGUUUGUUAUUGUUUUUCGAGACAGGGUUUCUCUGUGUAGCUUUGGUGCCUUUCCUGAAACUCACUCGUAGCCCAGGCUUGGCUUCGAACUCACAGAGAUCUGCCUGCCUCUGCCUCCCAUGUACUGGUGUGCGUCACCACCGCCUGGCUCUAAAACUUAAAGUUCACUUACCAGCUAACUCUCCUGGUAAAAAAAAAAUCAUAUAACUUACUAACCUGUUUUGGUUUGCUUUAGUUUACAGGCAGGGUCUUACUAUGUAACCCAGACUAGCCUCCAAUUUACUAUGUAGCUUAGGCUAGCCUCAUGGCAAUUCUCUGCCUCAGCCUCCUCUGUGCUUUUAUUUCAAACUGAUUACCACAGAAUAGUAAUUGCCCCCACCCCACCCCCAAUUCUGCCUGCAAUCAUCUUACAGCCCCCUGCUUGCUCAUUUUGUCCCUUGGCAAUGUUUCUCCCUCCCCAUCCUCCUUCUUUAGGAGAUUGUGUGUGUGUGUGUGUGUGUGUGUGUGUGUGUGUGUGUGUGUGCGCGCGCGCGCGCGCAGUUCAUGUGUGUGCCUGUGAAGGCAAUCCUCUUUCUUUAGAAGAUAUUGUCUGUGUGCAGUUCAUGUAUGUGCAUGUGCCUGUGAAGGCAAGAGGUCCAUGUCGGUGUCUUCCUCUAUUGCUUUUCACCUUUAUUUUUGAAACUGUUUCUCACUAAACCUUAAGCUAUUGGAUUGGGCUAGCUUGGCUAGCCAGAACCCUGAAAAUCCUCCUGUCUUGCCUUUCCAUCCCUGGGUUGACAGGUGUCCUCUGCUACACCUUGUUGGGGGUCAAAACUCGGGUCCUCAUGCUUGUACAACAAGCCCUUUACCAACAGAACCAUCUCCCAAGUCCUAUAAUAGAAGAUCUUUGAAUUUAGAAAUAGAAUUCUCCUCUACAAGGAUUCCUGGCCUGGCUUAUCAGGCAGGUUACCCAUGUGUCACUAGAGAUGAGGUGAUCCUGUCUGAUUCCUGGUACUCAGUCCUAUUCCCAAAACCUUCUUAGUGACACAUGUCCUGUCUCAUCUCUUGCAGAUCACACCAGCUUUAUAUGCAUCUUCAUUUUUAAUAGAGCAAAGGUAGUGUUUUAAUGUGGUAAGAUAUUAUAUGCAAUACUUGGGAUUGCAAAAUUGACUGUUUGCAUGGAGGAGACAAUGUAUGCAUUCCAGCUUCAAAGGUUAUAGAAAAAUCAUGUCCAAAGGGGAUAAAAGAAGUCUUAAAAACCUCAGAAGAGCUUGGCGGUGGUGGUGCACGCCUUUAAUCCCAGCACUUGGGAGGCAGAGGCAGGCAGAUCUUUGUGAGUUCGAGGCCAGCCUGAUCUACAGAGCGAGAUCCAGGAAAGGCACAAAGCUACACAGAGAAACCCUGUCUCGAAAAACAAAAAAACAAAACAAACAAAGAAAAAAAAAACCUCAGAAGAAAAUUUCAGAAAGUCUGGUACCUGGCAUUUAGAAGGACAGUUUGAUGAAGGCAAUGCAUCCCAUGGCUUUAGCAUAGACAAUUUAAAAAUCACUUUGAUUUUCAAUUUAAACUGGGUGUGGUGGCCCAUACCUGUGAUCCCAGUACUUCUCAGGCUGAGUCUAGAACCCUGUCUAAAAAUGUUUUUAUCAUGAGCUAGGCCUGGAUAGACACACUUUUAAUCCCAGCACUGGGGAAGCAGAGACAGAAGGAUCUCUGAAUUUGAGGUCAAUCUGGUCUACAUAGUAAGUUCCAGGAGAGCCAGGCUACAGAAGUAAGUUAUUAGUAGGAGAUGGGAACAAAGUCAACAGCUAUAUGUCAGAUUAGAAGAUUUUGUUUUAGUCACUUCCCUGAAGACAAGAUUCCACUACAGCCUCGUCUGUGCAAUCCAACAGACAACAAGAAGAAAGACCCAGGUCCCAGCAGAGGACCACGGCAGAGCCUGAGGCCCUUCAGUGCCCGGACUGAGCUAAUGCCAGAGUGCCGACUCUUAGUCAGUCAGCAAACCUGGGAAGGCUGUUCCUAUCACAUUCAUAGAAACUGACAGGUAGAUCCUGCUACAUCACACCCACAGCAAUUCAUUUAUUUAAAAAAAAUCAAUAUCUAUCAAAUAUCUACAAUCCUGUGUAGAUAUUGGAGUUUAGUAUUUAAAUUGAAGCUAUGAAGUCUAAGACCAACUGUGCUCAGAAUCCAAACUGCAGCAUAAUGAUAUUUCGUCCAACCAAAGAAGAGUUUAAUGAUUUUGACAAGUACAUUGCCUACAUGGAGUCCCAAGGGGCACACCGAGCUGGACUGGCCAAGGUCAUCCCACCAAAAGAAUGGAGAGCCAGGCAAUCUUAUGACAAUAUCAGCAACAUCUUAAUAGCCACUCCCCUGCAGCAAGUGGUGUCUGGCCAGGCAGGUGUGUUCACUCAAUACCAUAAGAAGAAGAAAGCCAUGACGGUGGGACAAUACCGUCACCUGGCCAACAGUAAAAAAUACCGGACCCCGCCACACCUGAAUUUUGAAGAUUUGGAGAGAAAAUACUGGAAGAAUCGUCUCUAUGAGUCACCAAUUUAUGGUGCAGACGUCAGCGGCUCCUUGUUUGAUGGGAAAACUCAGCACUGGAACGUGGGACACCUGGGAACAAUUCAGGACCUAUUGGAACAAGAAUGCGGCAUUGUGAUUGAGGGUGUCAACACGCCCUACCUGUACUUUGGCAUGUGGAAGACCACCUUUGCGUGGCACACGGAGGACAUGGACCUGUACAGCAUCAACUACCUGCACUUUGGGCAGCCCAAGACGUGGUAUGCGGUGCCCCCCGAGCAUGGCCGACGCCUGGAGCACCUGGCCAGGCAGCUGUUCCCGGGCAGUUCCCAGGGCUGCCAGGCCUUCCUGAGGCACAAGGUGGCACUCAUCUCACCCACUGUGCUCAAGGAGAAUGGUAUCCCCUUUGGCCGCAUGACGCAGGAGGCUGGGGAGUUCAUGGUCACCUUUCCCUAUGGCUACCACGCUGGCUUCAACCAUGGCUUCAACUGUGCAGAGGCCAUCAAUUUUGCGACCCCGAGGUGGAUCGACUAUGGCAAGGUGGCUUCUCAGUGUAGCUGUGGGGAGGCCAGGGUGAGCUUCUCCAUGGACGCCUUUGUUCGGAUCCUGCAGCCUGAGCGAUAUGAGCUGUGGAAACGUGGCCAAGAUCAGGCAGUUGUGGAUCACACAGAGACUAUGGGGUCUACCAGCCAGGAGCUUACCACCUGGCGGGUGAUCCAAUCACCGAGAAAAACUCGAGGACUGAGGCAUUUCCGGUUUCGCCAGGGCUCACACUCUCUUCUGCCUAUAGCGACUGGCAGUAAGAUUCCUUGCAGCUACAGGCAACCAUCAGAUGCCAAAGUUGGUGAGGUCCAGGAGCCUGAUCCGGCCCCAGCCACACCACCUACUCUGGGUCUAUCUUCUGGUCACGACCUGUCAACUGGAAGACGUAGUCUUGGUCGUCGUCCUUGUGAACAGGGAGCUCAGGAGUCCACCAGUGAGGCUCCAGUCAAGAGGCGCCAGCCAGCAGGAGGAGCAGACACAAGUCUGAACCCAGAGCUUCCAUCCCAGUCUGUGAGUGAGGACUUGAUAGUCAACCCUGUACCUUCGAACCCUGGCCCACAGCAUCCUGUGACAGUUUCUGAAGGUGGAUUGACCUGUGACCCCUAAACGUAUGUCCUGCCUUCCAGCUCAUUGCCUGCACUCAGGAAGCUUGCUAAGGUCAUUGCCUCAGAGUUUUGACUGAGUUUGCAGGACACUGGCCACACCUGAGAGAGCUCCUUGUCAGUUCUAAGUGCUAAACUCGCAUGCACUUUCCUCUUUGCAGAACGUGGCAAGCCUCUGGAUACUGGUAACUCCCGGGCUUCCAGCUGAGGUUUGAUUGGCCGGUCAUUUUGGGUUUCAGAGAGCUAGGUGCAGCUGAGGUUGCUUAAAACUGACCUCCCAUCCUCUAGGCCAACUGUAGAGAAAGAUGAAAAUUCAAGUUUCCCCCCCUUCCAUUUCUUGCAAAAUGUCAAACUUUUGACCAUUAGAUUAGUAGUCACAAAAAAGUAGUCACACAAAGUCAAAAGUCAUUUGAGAGUCACAGAUGACCUCUCAAACUUGGUAUAUUAAGAAUGUAUCUUACCCAGUGUUUCCAAAUAAAGGCAAAGCAGACAAA